AUUGUUGGUAAAGUCAUCUUUGCCUUUACUGUGGAAUCCAAGCAAGUAGAACUGCAGCCAAAAGUGGGUGCAGAAUGGGCAGGAAAAGAUUUCAGAGGUUUACGUUGUCAUCUUCUUGGCUUUGAGAGGUCAUAGAAAGCUAAACAGCGAUAAGAAAGGAGCAGGUGAAAUAGCAGCUGCAGAACCUCAGUGGUGGAGGACAAGUUCAACUCUUGGUCUGUCCAUUGAAGUGUUUUUGAAAAGCAGACUGGAAAAGAUCUUAUCCAAGCUUCUGAAGAGCCAGACUGGGCAAUAGAUAAGCCUGCAUGACCCAAGAGCUGGAUUCAACCAACUCUGCAAGGAUAGGUUGACCAUCCUGACUUUUGUGAUGACCGAAGGUAGACCUCUAGGAUGUGCCAACUUACGACAGAAGUCAUCAAACCUGAAGCCAAUUGAAAAUAGACAUCUUUGGAUUUGGAGUUCUGAAACAUGCACAAAGUCCACCAGAACCUGACCUGUGAGAAUUAAACUAAACAGGGAUGCAAUAGAAAUAACUAACAUUUGCUCAGCUUCAAGGCCAUGAAGACAUCACUUCAACAAGUCCAUUGAAACAUAGCAGGAAGAACGGGUCUGAAUGGCCUUGAAGUGUAAGGGAAUUUGUAUUCUGAUUCUGACAAUCAACAUGUUCAUACAACUUCAUCCUAGUUUGCAAUAAAGAUUCUUCACUAGCCAUGAUGAGUGUUGGUGAACCUUAAGCUGAAUUCAUCCUAGGAGUCUAGCCAAGCUACACAAAGUGGGGUAUCUGUGAAUACAGAUUUACCAGGAAUCCUGACCACCUUUCCUCAGAUCUUAGACGAUGACUUCCUCCACCACACAAAAAUAUGGACUCAGAGGAGAAAAGCAGUAAGCAGAUAUUAACAAACCUUUCGUCACAACCUCACCAGCCAACGGGCUGAAUCAGAGAGCCCUCGCGCGAAGGAACCCAAACUUUUACGCCAAGGAAUACACAAACACAAUUGCAGCACAGUUUCCACGGUGAAACCAGAAACUGUGGUAGCUGCUCAAGAGAUCUGAAGGGGACAGGAAGAAGAAGGAAGGCAACAGGAGGCUGAAAACUUCUGAAAUCAAUUCCCUGUACCAUGUUCUUGAACUUAUGGCUGACAAGGCGGAAAUCAGCAGCGUGCCUCACCUUACUGAUCGGUGUCACUCUUCUGCUGUGGAAGAAGCACAUAGAUAACGAGAAUCGGGUCCCAUUAUCUGAAAGCUGGAAAUACUUAAUGGACAAGGGACUAAUGACACAGCUGACACUCAUUCAGGAAUGCCCUUGGGAACCCAAUGCUACAGCCGUGAUGGAAUAUAGGGCAGAAUUAGGAGAGUGCUGCAAUGCUUCCUACUUGCUGGUGGGAACCAAGGAAAAUACACCGCUGGGAUCAACAAUACAUUUAGAUGGUCACCGAAGGAAAAAUAUCACUGCGUAUUCUGAGCUGGUAAAUCUGCUUUCAGAAAGAUCCCCUCUGGCGGGUUUCCAGUAUAACAAAUGUGCCCUCAUUGGCAAUGGUGGAAUCCUACGACACAGCAGCUGUGGACAAGAAAUCGACCAGGCUGAUCUUAUCAUCAGAUUUAAUCUGCCUCCUAUGAAUUAUACCGAAGAUGUGGGAACCAAGACAAGCCUAGUGACCAUUAACCCCAGUAUUUUGAAUAAUAAAUUUCAAAGCCUGCAGGGUCCACAGAAGCCUUUUCUGGAUGCUCUUCAGGCCUAUAGAGAUGCCCUUUUCCUCAUUCCUUCGUUGUCCUUCAGCUCUCAUCAUGUUCUUGGCUGCCGUGCUGUGUCCAUCAUGAAAGAUUCUGGCCUGACCCACAGGGCUUUCUUCCUCCAUCCACACUACCUGGGUGCCAUUCGUAAGUAUUGGGAACAGAAAGGAUUGAAAGAAAUCCGCCUGUCAACUGGCUUUCUGUUCAUCAGCAUAGCUCUGGAGUUCUGUGAGCACAUCACUCUCUAUGGUUUCUGGCCAUUCUCAUAUGACCUCACUGGUGAACCCCUCAGUCAUCACUACUAUGAUAACAUAUUGCCAAAUGCUGGAUUUCACACCAUGUCCGAAGAGUUCUUACAUUAUCUCAAUAUGUAUGCCCAGGGUGUUCUGCGCAUACAACUUGGCAAAUGCCAGUGAGAGUUGGCAGGUAGGGCAAUUUAUCCUAGCCCAUGGAUGAACUGUCCAAAACAAGAACAGCCAGUCUGCAAUGCUCAGCAAAGCAUGAACAUGAUAAUGCGGGAUUUGGUGCCGGCAAGAAAAAAAUACUCUGCCAGGGUCCUGCCAAAAUAUGACUUUGCAUACAUGAUUUUCUUCUAGAAUAACAGCAGCUCUUUGUAUUCCUACACAUCUGAUGUGCAGAACAGCAGCCUUCGCAAAACCUGGAAAUUAAGGGACAUGAUGGGGAAACAAAUCACUGUUAAUGCUUCUAAAAAUGAAAUGAA
Python bivittatus (Burmese python) is the source of this 2452-nucleotide messenger RNA. NCBI's taxonomy places the organism in Eukaryota, Metazoa, Chordata, Lepidosauria, Squamata, Pythonidae. The record is from RefSeq and is a predicted model, not a curated record.